CUCAUGUGUUGCUGUCGGUAGACAAGGCAGCGUCGAGCACGCCAGUGAAUGCCACCUCGCUCACGCCUCCGGGUGUUACGAUGAGCCCUCCUUGGCCCCCCACCCUCUGUUCCUUUCGCCAGGAUCUCAGAUCCUUUCAUUUAUCUUCGCUGCCUGCUCUUCAGUCUUCUCCUCUUCGGCGGUCUUGCUUCCAAUUCAGAUUCUCGAUAUCUGACUCUGCGUUGCUCCUGCGGACACCCUCAUCCCUUAAUAUCCUGCAGACCACCUUUGGAUUUUAUCAUUCGUGACUGCGGUCGUGACUGUCGGACAACCGGUGCUCGCAUACUUCGAUCCCUUUGCUUAUCUGGGUCGACAUGCCAGCUACCCUCCUUGUUGACCCUGAGGCUGAGCCCGUCUCCCUCAUCUUAAAAUUGGUGAAGAGCUGCAAAGGAUCCGAAUUCGAUCAACAGGAGCUCGAGCCCGACAGUCCUGCUUCAUAUCUCAGUGAGUUUGACCCGACCCUCUCCGAUGAUACGGCCUUGGAUCAUAGCGCGAGUCUGGCCCGGGCAGACGUGGUAGAACCGACCAGGCAUGAUGUUGAAGAUCUCGAAACGGCGUCUGCAGCAUCCGGCGAUUCUCACGGAACAUCUAUCGAUGAAAUCUCAGAUGCCGGUCCAGAUGUCGACGAAUGCCGAGAUGUCGAGCCUGCAGCUUAUGUCCUGACCUGGUUUGGAUUGAACAAGAUCGACUACCACUUGUAUCUCGCCCAUAACGAGAGAGGCAUGGAUGAUCACAUGAGACGCAACAGCAUGCUCCUGUUUGAUGGUGAGGAAUGCCGUCCUUGUCUUUACGAUCAGCUAUCGGACCCCCGAACGUAUUACCCAAACGGUAUCGGCCAAGAUGGGGAUCCCAUCAUGCUGUUCAACUGCUUGCCGGUUAUUAGAAACCCGGCUUCUCCCACCAUGGAGGCUUAUAUCUUGGGCUUCGAUUUCGACACCGGGAAUCUGUUCGUCCGCCAGUUCGGCUGGUUCCCGGAGUACCUUGACGAUGUCUGGUGCGUGUGGAAUGAGGGCUUCAACCGGUACGAGGUGCAAAUCAAGGCCUUGCGUGAUAUUCUCAGAGAGUGCAUCGACGACUGUCAGCUGGAUCCGGGCGUGGGCAUCCUGAGCAAGGGCAAGUAUGUCGCAGGUAGCUGGGAGGUUGCAGAAGCCAGCGAGGAUCCUGGCAUGGAGCUUGUCAUUGUCAUCGGCUUCUGUCAGUGGAUCCUGGAUAUGGCAGAGCCACUGAUACGGCGGUAUGUGUCCGGGACCGAGAAUCUCAUUCAGGACUUCCACCGGUACGAGAAAGAGUGCCGUGGAAUCCUGGCGUGCGCCUCCGCCAGGUUCUGGGAGCGCGUCCGGAAGGGCUACACUGAAGAGCAGGAAAAAUGCGAGAAAAUCAAGAACCGGUACAUUGACCGACUGAUGGCUCUCCGCAUGCCUACGAACGAUGACUUGAAAGAGGACAAGGGGCGUGCACCCGGCCUGGACACUGCCAACCGACUGCGGCGGCAAUAUGAAGGGCGACGAAAGGAGUGUCGCGAGCAGAGCCUGCAGGAUGUCUUUAUCAGGCCUAAGAAAGGCACCAUCCCUGUGUCUCCCGGGGCCACGUUCAGAGAAAUCGUCGAAAGGUCGAAAUUAGCACUGACUUCGAGCAUGCUGCCUUCUCCUAGAACCCCACGGACGGCUUCGCCUCUCCCAGAUGGAGCUCAACCGCAAAAUGGCUGGAUUGCUACGUCUCCGGGAAUUCUUUCCUCAUCGGUGGAAGACAACAACUUCCUUGAGGCUUCUGAAUACCUCGAAGACCCGGUGCCGGUGCUCCUACGGCGGAUGUCAGACCUGUGGCAGGCACAUCCAGAGCUCGACAAUUUCAGCAUUCGUGGACAAUUGGGGACGAUUUUGACAGAAAUGAAACAUAGUAUGGUGUAACGCGCCCUGGACGAAGCUAUGGCUUCACUAUCGAUGACUCAUGAGAACGACAAGUUAAGUCUCGUACCUGUUGAACAGGCACGCCUUCCUAGCUUCAACUUUGAUUGCUGGGGCUAAAUUGGCUGGUUGGCUCUUACAGCAUACGUUGGAAGCGAUGAAACC
Molecule: messenger RNA, 2108 nt
Organism: Aspergillus ibericus CBS 121593
Lineage: Eukaryota; Fungi; Ascomycota; Eurotiomycetes; Eurotiales; Aspergillaceae
Exons: 1
Coding region: 354-1946 (530 amino acids)
Source: RefSeq, a predicted model, not a curated record